AACAUUGGUCGUAUGUAUUUUUAAGGACAUGUUGAGAUCGCUUUCAGAUGAACGUGAAGGUGCCGCAUGGCCGGAUGGUAAGGCACCUGAUUAUACAUGGAGAGUCCGGGGUUCGAUCCCUGACCACGGCACCUAUGACCGUGAGCAAAGCAUUUAAUCGGCAAGUGCACUUGUAUUAAAACAAAUAAAACAUGAUGAUGAUCGGUGUAAUUCUUCACCACGUCUAUAUAAUAUUGACUCAUAAAUUAGUCUGUAUCCGCUGCGGAAAUUAUCCAUUAUAAUUCUUGUAUCAAAAUUCUAUAAUGGUUAUUUGAUGGUGAUUAAAUGGAGAAUAAUUGCACUGAAUUUGGUCUAUAGGCCUACUCAUGCGAUUGUUGUUAACAAAAAAAAUCCCUCAUUUUCUUUGCAGAACUAUACUACAACAAUUUAAGCAGAAUAUAAAACACAUGUUCAACAGUCGAAGUAGUCCCAAUUUUGGAUUUCUGCUGAAGAGGCAUUAGGCACCUCCAACAUUGAAAGGCAUUUCUCUCCAACAUGGGACCAGAAUCAGGCGCGAGGGUCGCAUCGGCAGUUUCAGAUUUCAAGCCGGCGACAAUGGUGGAACCAGAGCCAGAACCUGAGAUCACUUCCGAGCCGGAACCAGAACCCGCCUCAGGACCUGAACCUUCAUAUCAAGAUGCCGUUACUCUUAAUGAAAUGCUGGUCCCUCCAUUUGCAUUGAUGGCUUUGCUGAUCUUUGGAAUGCUUAUGCUUACGAUUUCAAGAAAUUGGAGGAGGAAACAUAAAAGAGCCAGAUAUCGGAAUAAAAUCUCGGACACUGACAAAUGUGAUGUGAUUCUUCUUAGUUCUCUGACAGUUCAGCAGCGUGAAGACUACUCUGAAGAAUUUCUAACAUCAGAAGAAAUCGAGUCGAUGGAGGCACUGAGGCAACACCACAACGGACCCGUGUCUUUGUUUUUCAUGUGCCUGCCAGCAAUCAUCUCGCUAGCACUUGGUCCCUGUUUAUUACUGUUAAGAGCACCAGUAAUAGAUUCAUUCUGGGCUAAUGGUCUACCAAAUAUCAAUGAUGGCUUGGGUUCUUUUCUGGCACCGGCUGGUCUUGUAUAUGCAAUCACGUUUGGCUUUACCUUUCAAUGUGUAUUGGACAAGCAACGUUGUAUUGCUGCAACACUUUCAACCGAAGUAGGACUCCUUGAGCAGAUUCUAGCAAUGACGUCAAAGAUGACAUCACUGACAACAGAAGACCGGCUGAAGAUUUAUAAAUUAGUGAAGACGGAGAUCAUUUCAAUCAUGCAACAGAUAACUGGACGAAGAGGGACGAGUUCGAAGGAUUUCUUACAUGAAUACUCAGCUGGUCGGAUUUGGGAUGUCAUUGCUAUCUUGCAGAAGGAUGCUCGGGAUACUGAACAUUGUGACGUCAUCAUCGUAGAGAAAAUUAUAAGCAAUUUGCAGGAGUUAGCGAGCUGUUCGACAAAGCGAUACAUGACCUUACAUUAUAAGGUACAUCCUUUGCUGUGGAUGUUCUUAGAAAUUCUGGGCUUCUUCUCGUACUUCGGCGUCAUGCUUAUUGUGUCCGAGUCCAGUCGGAUGGACCUCACGAUGUGUCACAUGACAGUAUUCUCAAUCAGUCUACUUUGUUACGUCAUCGGGGAUCUCGAUCAUCCUUUUAGUGGCUUUUUUAGGAUCAAUUUAAGUCCUCUCUUGCAUCUUGUUGGUAAGAGCGAAUAUUUCUACCGCGAAGAGCAGGGUAAAGAUUCGAACUGUGCUCAGACACUCCGUUCCAGAUCCCUCUCCACCGCGACGCCCAUCAAGAGGGACUCGUCUUCCUCGCCCAGCUUUAAGUCUAGCCAGACACUUUAAAGAUAAAUCAUGCAACAAUUUCAAGACUUUUGUUGCCGUUACCAAAAUCAAAGCAUCAAAAUGCUGCAUUAUAUUUUUUUAUAAUCUUUCAUUUUAACUCAUUAAUGUUCCAUUCUCUAAAACAUUUAUGUUUCAUUCUGAUAGGAGUGCUAUUCAAAUACAUUACUAUAAUCACUAUUUCGUGUGCUAUGUGUUUUGAAUUUUCAUACAAGUGAACUAGAUUUACCAUCCUCUAUUCCUAAUUUUGCUAUCGUCAUCAUUUUAACUAUUUUUUCUAUUAAUUAGUAUUGCAAUCAUCAUCACCACCAUUAUCGCUGUAAUUAUUAUC
Molecule: messenger RNA, 2188 nt
Organism: Lytechinus variegatus (green sea urchin)
Lineage: Eukaryota; Metazoa; Echinodermata; Echinoidea; Temnopleuroida; Toxopneustidae
Exons: 9
Coding region: 535-1860 (441 amino acids)
Source: RefSeq, a predicted model, not a curated record